Molecule: messenger RNA, 1908 nt
Organism: Emiliania huxleyi CCMP1516
Lineage: Eukaryota; Haptophyta; Isochrysidales; Noelaerhabdaceae
Exons: 5
Coding region: 1-1908 (635 amino acids)
Molecular function (GO): protein binding
Source: RefSeq, a predicted model, not a curated record
AUGUCGCGCCCGUCGCGCCGCGCGUCGGCGACGGUGACCUACCGCGAGCCCACCGAGGACGACGUGUUUCGCGACCCGGAGCCGUCGGAGGUCGCCGCCGCCGAGCGGCGCGCCGCAAAGCGGGCGCGCAGUGCGUCGCCGGUGGAGGUGGAAGGGCGCGGCGCCAAGCGGCGCACGGGCAAGGAGUCGCUGCUCGACGCGCUCUUCGUCAACCACGCGGAGGUUGAGGGCGCGCCCGACUUUGUCUACAGCCUCGGCGGCGCCGACGCCGGCGGUGCCGAGGCGGACCGGAUCCUGGGCGAGGUCGAGUCGGACCAGACGAUGAUCCGGCUCACGUCGCAGUUCUCGGGCUGCCGGCGGAUUGUCCUCUUCUCGACGGGGCGGCACGGCGUCAAGGCGGUGGCCGCGGCGGUGAUCGAGCUCCACCUCGGCGGAGCGAGCACGGGCGGUGUGCUCGAGGUCCCAAUCCUCGCCUCUGCCCGCUCGUCGCGCGCGCAGGGGCACGGCUCGCUGCUCACGGCACUGAUCGUCGAGCUCGCCUCGAGUCGGCUCGCCUCUCCCGCGCAGGGCAUCGUCCCGCCCGGCUCGCAGGGCGCCGUCGCCCUCCUCGUCUCGUCCACCGACGAGGCGCGCCGCUUCUGGCUCGGCCAGGGCUGCACCACCAUCCCGCAGUGCGCGCAGCAGGUCGCCGCGGCGGUCCGCGGGCUGCUGCAGCGCGCGGGGCAGCGCUUCGGCCAGCAGCACGCCACCCUCAUGGCCCGCAGCUUGCCGGACGCGCGCGUGCUGCCUCCCGGGCCCGACGGCGAGGCGGCCGGUGCGCCCGCCGUGCGAGGAGCUCUCGUCGGUGCGGCCGUCGAGCGGACGGCAGGGCGCGUGCCGCACAGCGGAGGCUUGUCGUGCGCUAAGGCUGCGGAGGCGGCCGGGUACCGAGACGUGCCUCCCGCCGGCUCCUUCUCCCUGGUGGACGGGAAGCGCGUCCCCGCCCUCGCGCCCGGGGCAGCGGAGGCGGACGGCGCAGCGCCCGCCACCCUCCCGCUCGGCCGGCUCCAGGCCUUCCCCGUCUCGUCCCCCGUCUCCGGCUCCUCGACUUGGGGCGCGCCCGGCUGGGGCGUCCGCUCGCUCGCGCCGAUCAAGGCGGGGCAGGCGGUGGUGGAGGUGUGUGGCCGGUGGCGAGGGGAGGCCGAGUACGACCGCCUGCUGCCCUUGGAGCGCUCGCACGUCCUCCGGCUUGACGAGCGCGCGCGCAGCCUGCUGCUGCAGAGCGGCGGCGGGGAGCGCGGCUGGCUGGACCUGCGCGAGGAGGGGUCGAUCGCUCGCAUCGUGCGCGAGUCGGAGGAGGCGCCCAACCUCGAGCUCGUCACGUAUCCAGACCCAUCCGCCCACGCGCCUCCGCCUCCGGAGUCGUGCUUCCGCCUCUACCUCGUUGCAAAGCACGACAUCCCGCCCCUCGCCGAGCUCAUCUGGGAGCGGCCUGCGCCGGGGGCCGACCGCGAGGUCGAGGUCCGGAUUUCAGACGCCGAGCUCGAGGGCGCGCGCUACGAGGCGCUCUCCGCGAUCGACCCGGCGCGCUUCGCGGGGCUGACGACGAGCGCGCCGCCGGCCGACGGCUGCGUCAAGCUCGACAAGGCUGGCCGGCCGCACCAGCCCGUCUACCAGCCGAUCAAGCACGCCACUGGCGCUUUGCCCGCCGCCGACGCCAGCCGCGACAGCGAGCCGGCCGAGGCUGCGCCCGCCGCACACGCGGCGAAGGCGGAGCCGCUCGCCGCCGAGAACGGCGAGCACGCUUCUCCCUCCGCUGUGAUGGCGAAGGUGGAGGUUGAGUGUGAGCCGGAGAGCAGCGACGAGGCAGGGGCGGAGGAGGAGGGGGCCGGCGGCGCCGAGGGCGGCGAUAGCAUGGACAGCCAAUGA